Messenger RNA from Engraulis encrasicolus (European anchovy), 6559 nucleotides. It is a transcript of the gene pi4kaa, whose product is annotated as phosphatidylinositol 4-kinase, catalytic, alpha a. Gene Ontology annotation, cellular component: plasma membrane; cytoplasm. The record is from RefSeq and is a predicted model, not a curated record. The coding region runs from base 121 to 6507 and encodes 2128 amino acids. The transcript has 54 exons. Gene Ontology annotation, molecular function: 1-phosphatidylinositol 4-kinase activity. Gene Ontology annotation, biological process: phosphatidylinositol phosphate biosynthetic process; phosphatidylinositol-mediated signaling. Lineage: Eukaryota; Metazoa; Chordata; Actinopteri; Clupeiformes; Engraulidae.
UGUAUGGACCUCUGAACUCGCCGUAGUGGAAGGUUUCCCUGGCUUGUCCUCAUCAGAUGUCCACUUCUGUAAGAUGUAGCUAGCUAGUGUCAAUCAUCCUUGGCUUUGUAAAAAACAAUCAUGUCGGCGAAAGUAGGUGGACCGAGAGGAUUUUAUUUCAACACAGUACUGUCUCUGGCCCGGUCUUUGGCUGCUAAUCGACCUGCUCCGAUUGAAAAGGUGCAAAAACUGCAAUGCAUGUGCCCAGUGGACGUGCGCGGUGUGUACCAGCUGGACGAGAGGAGGAGAGAUGCGGUCAUCGCCCUGGGAGUGUUUCUGGUUGAGUCAGAACUGCAGCACAAAGACACGAUCGUCCCGUACCUGCUCGGCUUGCUGAAGGGACUGCCGAGAGUGCAAUGGAUCGAGGAGAGCUCCGAGAGGAAAGGGAGGGAUACUCUCCCCGGGGCAGAGAACUUCUGCUUCUGUCUAGUCACCUUGUUGUCAGAUGUGGCACAGCAGGAUGACCUUUUGAGGCCACAGAUUCUGGAGGCGGUGAUGAACCUGAUCCAGGUUCUACUGGAGACCUGCCAGAACCCAGAUGAACAGGAUAAAGAGAGCCUGUGCAGGUACACGGUGCCGUCCUUGCUGGGCGUGGUGCGGGCGUUCGGGCGCUACAGCAACACGGACGAGCCGCUGCUCUCCAAGCUGUUUCCGCGGGCGACGCCGCAGCCGCUCCUGCUGGGAGACGACGCGGACGCGGCACGGCGGCGGUCCUUCCACGACUUCCGCUCCAUCCUGCCCAGCUCGCUGCUGACCGCCUGCCAGAGCGACACCCUCAGACGCAAGGCCAGCGGGAGCUCCAGCGUCUCUCAACAGGCCAGCCCGGAGCGAGGCCCACUGCCCCCCAGCUCCCCUGCUGAUCCCUCUGCUGCUCAGUACUUUGAAGGUUCCUACCUGCCGGACGGGAGCUCAGUGGACCCGGACUACUACUUCUCCACCAUCAGCUCCAGCUUCUCGGUGUCUCCGCUCUUCACGGGCUGCGGGCGCGAGUUCAGCGUGCCGCUGGAGAUGCUCAAGAGGCUGAUGGGUAUGGUGGAGCAGGUGGUGGACGACACCUUCCUCAAGACCAUGGACGCCACACUGGCCGAGGUCAUGGAGAAUAACCCUGGCGUUUCACUGUACUACAAAACCUUCAGUGAUCCACUGUAUGUUGCUGUAUUUAAGAUGCUAAGGGACACGCUCUACUACAUGAAAGACCUGCCCACGGCGUUUGUGAAGGAGGUGCACGACUUUGUGCUGCUGCAGUUCAGCACCAGCCAAUCAGAGCUGCAGCGCAUCCUGCACGACGUGGAGUACCUGCACAGCGAGCUCAGCCCCCUCAAGCUGCGCUGCCAGGCCAACGCCGCCUGCGUCGACCUCAUGGUCUGGGCCGUCACCGAGGAGCAAGGAGCUGAGACCCUGUGCACCAAACUGUCUGAGAAGCUUCAGUCUAAGACGUCCAGUAAGGUCAUCAUAGCACACAUGCCUCUCCUCAUCUGCUGUCUACAGGGCCUGGGUCGGCUGUGCGAGAGGUUCCCAGUAGUGGCCCACUCCGUCACCACCUCCCUCAGAGACUUCCUGGUGGUUCCCUCUCCCGUCCUCGUCAAGCUCUACAAGUACCACAGCCAGUACUCCACAGGCACUGGAGAGAUCAAAAUCCACGUCACCAACGAGCAUGCCCAGUCCACGUUCAACGUGCACCCCAACAAGAAGAGCCAGCCGACCAUGUACGAACAGCUAAGGGACAUCUCCAUCGAUAACAUCUGCAGGUCUCUGAAGUCUGGGUUGACCAUGGACUCUGUGAUCGUUGAAGCCUUCCUGGCCAGCCUGUCCAAUCGUCUGUAUAUCUCCCAGGAGGCAGAUAAGGAUGCGCACCUGAUCCCGGACCACACCAUCCGUGCGCUGGGCCACAUCGCGGUGGCUCUGCGGGAGUCGCCCCGCGUCAUGGAGCCCAUCCUGCAGAUCCUGCAGCAGAAGUUCUGCCAGCCGCCCUCGCAGCUGGACGUGCUCAUCAUAGACCAGCUGGGCUGCAUGGUCAUCACCGGGAAUCAAUACAUCUACCAGGAGGUGUGGAACCUGUUCCAGCAGAUCAGCGUGAAGGCCAGCUCCAUGGUCUACUCCACCAAAGACUACAAGGACCAUGGAUACAGGCACUGCUCGCUGGCAGUGAUCAACGCGCUGGCCAACAUCGCGGCCAACCUGCAGAGCGAGACCAUGGUGGACGAGCUGCUGGUCAACCUGCUGGAGCUGUUUGUGCAGCUGGGCCUGGAGGGCAAGAGGGCCAGUGAGAGGUCCAGCGAGAAGGGGCCCGCUCUCAAGGCGUCCAGCAGUGCUGGCAACCUAGGAGUGCUCAUUCCAGUCAUCGCAGUCCUGACUAAGCGGUUGCCUCCUAUCAAAGAGGCCAAGCCUCGGCUGCAGAAGCUCUUCAGGGACUUCUGGCUCUACUCCGUGGUCAUGGGCUUUGCCGUGGAGGGCUCAGGGCUGUGGCCAGAGGAGUGGUAUGAGGGCGUGUGUGAGAUCGCCACCAAGUCUCCUCUACUGACAUUCCCCAGUGGAGAACCGCUGCGCUCGGAACUGCAGUACAACUCCGCCCUCAAGAACGACACUGUCACCGCGGCGGAGCUGAAUGACCUGAGGAGCACCAUCAUCAAUUUGCUGGAUCCCGCAGCCGAGUCUGCUGCCCUCAUCAACAAGCUGGACUUCGCCAUGUCCACCUACCUGCUCUCUGUCUACCGGCUGGAGUACAUGAGGGUGCUACGCUCUCAAGACUCGGAUCGUUUCCAGGUCAUGUUCAGAUACUUUGAGGACAGAGCCAUUCAGAAGGACAAAUCAGGGAUGAUGCAGUGUGUGAUUUCUGUGGGGGACAAGGUCUUUGAGGUGUUUCUUCAGAUGAUGGCUGAGAAGACAAAGACAAAGUCCCAUGAGGAGGAGCUGGAGCGCCAUGCCCAGUUCCUGCUGGUCAACUUCAACCACAUCCACAAGCGCAUCCGCCGAGUGGCCGACAAGUACCUGUCUGGCCUGGCUGAGACCUUCCCCCACCUGCUGUGGAGCGGUCGCGUGCUGAAGACUAUGCUGGACAUUCUGCAGACACUUUCCCUCUCGCUCAGCGCUGACAUUCACAAAGACCAGCCAUACUAUGACAUCCCAGACACACCAUACCACAUCACUGUUCCAGACACGUACGAGGCCAGAGAGAGUAUUGUGAAGGACUUUGCGGCUCGCUGUGGGGAGAUUCUGAAGGAGGCGAUGAAGUGGGCCCCCUCUGUCACCAAGUCCCAUUUACAGGAGUACCUAAACAAGCACCAGAACUGGGUCUCUGGUCUGUCCCAGCACACAGGCCUGGCCAUGGCCACCGAGAGCAUACUGCACUUCGCUGGAUACAACCGUCAGAGCACCACGCUGGGGACUACGCAGCUGACGGAGAGGCCUGCCUGUGUGAAGAAGGACUACUCCAACUUCAUGGCUUCUCUCAACCUCAGGAAUCGCUAUGCUGGAGAGGUGGCUGGCAUGAUCAACUUUGCGGAGGCGACUCAGAGCACGUCGGACCUGAACCGGCUGAUGAUGGGUCAGCUCAACAAGGUUCUGGAGAGCGGGAACCCCGAGGCCUUCACAGAGGCCAUGUUCAAACUGGCUGCCCUGCUCAUCAGCUCUAAAGAGUGCGACCCUCAGCUGCUGCACCACCUGUGCUGGUCUCCUCUGAGGAUGUUCACGGACCACGGCAUGGAGACGGCCCUCGCCUGCUGGGAUUGGCUGCUGGCCGCCCGCACCGGCGUCGAGGUCCCGUUCAUGCGUGAGAUGGCCGGGGCGUGGCAGAUGACGGUGGAGCUGAAGAUGGGUCUGUUCUCGGACGAGCAGCAGGAGGCCGACCCCCUGGCCGCCUCGGAGGAGAGCCAGCCGGUUCCCUGCCCCCCCAACAUCACCCCACACCACAUCUGGAUCGAGUUCCUGGUGCAGAGGUUUGAGAUUGCCAAGUACUGCAGCGUGGACCAGGUGGAGAUCUUUGGCAGCCUGCUGCAGCGCUCGCUCUCCCUCAGCGUGGGAGGGGGCAAGAGCAGCGUCAACCGACACGUGGCCGCCAUCGGACCUCGCUUCAGGCUACUGUCUCUUGGUCUGGCUUUGCUGCAUUCUGACAUGGUCACCAACGCCACUAUCCGGAAUGUUCUGCGAGAGAAAAUCUACUCCACAGCGUUUGACUACUUCAGUGCGCCUCCAAAGUUCCCCACCCAAGGCGACAAGCGCCUCCGCGAGGACAUCAGCAUCAUGAUCAAGUUCUACGCCAGCAUCCUGUCGGAUAAGAAGUACCUGGCUGCCAGCCAGCUGGUGCCACCUGGUGAGCUUGGCUCCAAUCCCGUCCCGAGCACCCUGUCUGCCGGGAUUUUCGGAUCGCUAAUUGUUUCCAGCACCACUCCGAUAUCGAUCUUGAACAGCCAACAGGACCCGUCUCUGAACAGCCUGUCGGUGAUGAAUGCGGCCGACCCGCGCAGCAUGGACAUGACGAUGAGCACCCGGAGCCAGCAGAGCGGCCAGGGAUGGAUCAACACCUACCCCCUCUCCAGCGGCAUGUCCACCGCCUCCAAGAAGUCCGGCAUGUCCAAGAAGAGCAAUAGAGGAACCCAACUGCAUAAGUACUACAUGAGACGAAGGACUCUACUGCUGGCCCUGCUGGCCAGCGAGAUAGAGCGCCUGACCACCUGGUACAACCCGCUGUCCACCCAGGAGCUGGCCAUCGCCGUGGAGCAGUCGGUGGAGACUAGCAUAGCCAACUGGCGCUCCAAGUACAUCAGCCUGAGCGAGAAGCAGUGGAAGGACAACGUCAACCUAGCCUGGAACAUCGCCCCGUACCUCGCCAUGCAGCUGCCCGCCAGGUUUAAGAAUGAGGCCAUCGUGGCCGAGGUCACACGACUUGUCAGGCUGGACCCUGGAGCGGUCAGCGAUGUCCCUGAGGCCGUUAAGUUCCUGGUCACCUGGCACACCAUCGAUGCAGACUCCCCGGAGUUGAGCCACAUCCUGUGCUGGGCGCCGGCCGACCCCCCCACGGGCCUGUCCUACUUCUCCAGCAUGUACCCCCCGCACCCGCUCACCGCCCAGUACGGGGUCAAAGUGCUGCGCUCCUUCCCUCCCGAUGCCAUUCUGUUCUACAUUCCCCAGAUAGUCCAGGCGCUGCGCUAUGACAAGAUGGGCUACGUGCGCGAGUACAUCCUAUGGGCGGCCCAGAAGUCUCAGCUGCUGGCCCACCAGUUCAUCUGGAACAUGAAGACCAACAUAUUCAUGGACGAGGAGGCACACCAAAAAGACCCUGACAUUGGCGAGCUGCUGGAGCAGCUGAUGGAUGAGAUCAUCGGCGGUCUCUCCGGCCCAGCCAAAGACUUCUACCAGCGCGAGUUUGACUUCUUCAACAAGAUCACCAACGUCUCGGCCAUCAUCAAGCCUGUUCCCAAGGGAGACGAGAGGAAGAGAGCUUGUCUGAAAGCACUGUCUGACAUCAAAGUCCAGCCUGGCUGCUACUUGCCCAGCAACCCCGAGGCCAUAGUCCUGGACAUUGACUACAAGUCGGGCACUCCUAUGCAGAGUGCUGCCAAGGCUCCUUAUCUGGCCAAGUUUAAGGUCAAGCGCUGCGGAGUGAGCGAGCUGGAGAAGGAAGGUCUGCGCUGCGACUCGGAUUCCCUGGAGGAGGGCGAUGAGAACUCGGAAGCCGCUAAGAGAGUGAUUUGGCAGGCGGCCAUUUUCAAAGUGGGAGACGACUGCAGACAGGACAUGCUGGCUCUUCAGAUCAUUGGUCUGUUUAAGAACAUCUUCCAGUUGGUGGGACUAGACCUGUUUGUCUUCCCCUAUCGGGUGGUGGCCACCGCUCCAGGGUGCGGGGUCAUCGAGUGCAUCCCUGACUGCAAGUCACGUGACCAGCUGGGUCGUCAGACGGACUUUGGCAUGUACGACUAUUUUAGAAACCAGUAUGGGGACGAGUCCACACUGGCCUUCCAGAAGGCGCGCUACAACUUCAUCCGCAGUAUGGCGGCCUACAGUCUGCUGCUGUUCCUGCUGCAGAUCAAAGACAGACACAACGGCAACAUCAUGCUGGACAGCAAGGGCCACCUCAUACACAUCGACUUUGGCUUCAUGUUUGAGAGCUCCCCCGGCGGCAACCUGGGCUGGGAGCCCGACAUCAAGCUGACCGACGAGAUGGUGAUGAUCAUGGGGGGCAAGAUGGAGGCCACCCCCUUCAAGUGGUUCAUGGAGAUGUGUGUACGCGGAUACCUGGCCGUCAGGCCCUACAUGGAUGCAGUGGUGUCGCUGGUGACUCUGAUGCUGGAUACAGGACUGCCCUGCUUCAGGGGCCAAACUAUCAAGCUCCUCAAGCAAAGGUUUAACCCCGCGCUGAGUGAGAAGGAGGCGGCUGCUUUUAUGAUCAAGAUCAUCCAGAGUUGCUUCCUCAGCAGCAGGAGCAAGACCUAUGACAUGCUGCAGUAUUACCAAAACCAGAUCCCCUACUGAACAUCAUCCACAACAACUAUCAAUCUAUAUCAAAUCAUCCUUAUCAUCAUCA